AUGUGGUCUACACUGACUAAGGGAGCCGCAGUUUCAGUGGUGGUUGAUGGUGUCCUGUUUAGCGAUGAAAUGCUUACAGGUGUAUCCCUCCCAGACAAUCAGCCAGUCAGGGUGUUCGGGGAAGUCUCAGGGCAGGUCAGAGGAUGUCGCCGCUUGUCCAUCCUGAAUGCACUUGUGGACUUUCACCCUCCUUUUGUGGACUUGCUUCUCACAGACCUGAGUUCGGUUGUCGCUCAUGGAUUGAGUCCGGUGACUGAGAUGUUCCGACUGGUUGAAGUUUGUUCAGGGGUUGCUUGUUCUAGUGUAGGGCUCAGCCAGGCAGGGUUCCGACAUGUUGCCAGCGUUGAGUGGAGUCAGCCGCUGUCUCGUCUGCACCAGUUGUGUCAUCCUGAUGUCCCUGUCUUGCAUUUGGAUUUGACCCACCACCUUUGUGCUCAGUCAGUCCUUGCAAAGGUUGACCCACCGUUCACUUUGAUGGCAGGCAUCAGCUGUCAACCAUACUCCACUGCCGGUAGUCAAGCAGGAUCUGAUGACGCCCGUGCCGCCACUUUGCCUGCAGCCUUGAAACUGUGUCACUUGUGUCAGUGCCCAUUGAUGAUCAUUGAAUGCGUUGGCCCUGCCCAGAGCAACAAGUUUGUACAGUCUCACCUUCGUGCACUCGAGAGCCAGCUGGGAUACAAGGUUUCAGAUUUGACUUUCAGGCUUGAAGACAACUGGGCAGCCAAACGCAUGAGGUGGUGGGUUGUUGCAGUGCAUCCAUGUUUUCAGUCGGUUGUGGUGCCAGAAUGGCCACACCAUCCACACAUGUGCAUUCGUGACAUCAUGCCGUACGUGAAGCAGUGGCCAUCUGAGGUAAUGCAGGAACUGAUAUUGGAUGAAGAAGAAAUGAGACAAUUUACCCUGGAUGGUUCCCACAUGCGUAAGUACUUGGUUCAAUCAUCAGGCAAAUUGCCGACCAGCCUUGACAGUUGGGGUAGUCAAAGUAGGGCCUGUCCCUGUCGAUGUAGGGCUUCUGGAUUCAGUGACCAGUUGAUUUUGCAGCGUGGAAUCUUUGGCCAGGUCCUUCCGGUUCCUGUCACUAGUGGUCCUCCCAAGUAUCGGCAUUUCCACCCUUUUGAAUUGAGCCUGCUCAAUGCCAUGAUGCCCUUGCCAGGAUUAGCCCAAGAUCCUAUGGACUUGCGCCUUGGACUUUGCGCUCUUGGACAGCUUGCUUCACCUCUCCAAGCUGCUUGGGUGGGGGCUAGUGUGGCUAGUCAGUUGCAGUAUGCCCUGAGCCUUCAGACCGUUGAUCCUCCAGGAGUAAUGCAAGGUUUAAAAGCCGCAUUGUUUAGUAAAGCCAAAGAGCUGUACUUAGAUGUUGUACCAAGCAAUCCUGUUGGGGCAAUGGUACAAGUGGUCUUUCCGGAUGAAACCAGAUUUGCUUUGCAUGUCCCAGCUGCCGCCACUUUGCGUGAUUUGAGGUCUGCUGAAUCUGCACUGAACCACUUCGACUGCCCAUCGUCCUGGACUGAUGAAACGACGGGACGCCCUCUGAGUGAUGAUGACUGCAUCCGAGGCCUGAGCAUCCGUGCCAAUUUCACAAGGGUUGCAUCCGCGUCCUGUCCUGAGUCCUGUUUGUCAGUCCCAGCCGACGUCCCAGAACCUUUUCCAGAACCAACGUCUUGUAGUGUGCCUGGUCCUGUCCCUCUGCCAGAGCCUUCAGCUGAUGUUGACAUGGUCCCAUGGAAUGUUCGUCCUGAUCCCCUCGCUGGACUUACACAUCUGCAGGGUCCUCAACUUGCUGCGUUGGUCCCUCCUUUGUUGCCUGACAUGCAUCAAGUUCAAAUCAUGCGACAGGAACAUGCUGGUGUUGACAAUCGGCUCAUGAUCCUGCACAAUCAAGGCUCGGCCAUGGCUGAUGAUGAAGUCUUGUUGCAUGUUCAGGCGUGCAUCCAAUUGUCUGGUCGUACGGACGUGUGUCUCCUUGACCCUGUGCUUGCUUCCAGUUGGAUGCGUGUUGGACUGAUUGACCAAGUGCGCACAUGGUUUGCUGGUAUCCCGUCCUGCUUGCGUGUGGUUUCUGUUGUGCCCUUCAAUGAGCAUUGGAUCCCGGUUGUCUGGUCCCGUGGCCAAAAGCAUGUCUGUGUCUCCUUGUGGGAACUUGAUGGACUUUCUGUGGAUGGCUUGAACCCGCUCCAUGGAUUGAUUUGCCAGGCUUGGCAGUUAGAGGGAGUUGUUGUCACUUGCACUCGCCGCACCUUUGCCCCGACACACUGUGGAGCAGCUGCCUUUGCCUACCUGUCGCACAUACUGUUGGACAAGCCUCUGCCUGGUGAUUAUGAUGCCAUCGUUGCACUGCAUGUGGACUUACAAGAAAGCUUUGCCACCGCAAUCAUGGAUUUGACUGUCGUGCCUCGACCAUGGUGCUGGGGACUUGGCAUUCCUGACACGCUGAGUUUGGUUGCCAGUCUUCUUCAGUUGCAUGGUGUCCCUAUUGCCCAGUCGUCUCAGCGUGCCAAGUUGAUUGUCCAGAGCUUAGGGAGAAACGAAGUCACCACUGCUGUCACCGGGGGAACUCCUUGGAAAUCUCUCAAAGCCUUGGCCAACCUGCAAACACCUCCUGUGCAGCUGGUGUUGCCUGAUGAACAGCAGCAGAAGACCCAGCAAAAGCCACCAGGCAAACAGCGGAAACGGCCCACUCAAGACAGAACAGCUGGGCCUAUCAGACCUCAAGAGAUUGACCCUGCCAAGAUUCAAUUGGAGCCUGGUAGCUUCUGCACUGGCAACGACGAACCUGUUGCUCAGUUGGACUUUUCUCAGCUCGGUCCUUUGGUCUCUGGAGUUGCACUGACGACACAUGCGGCCGCGCUGCCUUUCUUGCAGGCCGACAAGCUCUUGACCAGCAAGGGCUUAGCUAUCUUGGUUUUGAAUCCGCCGAAAGACUUUCAGACCAACCUUCAGUGGUCAACAGUACGAUUUGCAGCCAGGUGUGCCCUCAACCAGGAACCCAUGUUGUUGCUUGGAGCUUUGGUUCAGCUUGGAAGUUCGAUGGUGUACCAAUUCCGGGCCAAAGACACCCCAGCCAUCAUGUCGGUCGACGUUGCCUGUGCCAGGAUCACAGUUUUUGCUGACCAAUGGGAAGGAAGCUGGGAAGACUUUGCUGCCAAACCCAUCAAGCACAUCCUCGCAAGCAUACCAGCUCUGCAGACCUGUCGUGCUGACAACUGCACUUGUAGCUCCUGGCACCCAUCUCCCGAUGGACCACAUGAAGCAAUGCUGGAUGUGUUUCGCAGACAGUUUUUGAAUGAAGCAGGCCGCCCGGCCAAGUGGGAGCAUGCUGCCUCCUUUGCUGUCCUGAUCAGGUACGUCAAGUCGUUGGAGCCUGCAGUCAUCGCUGUCAGUGGAAGGGGCGGGUUGUAUGUCGAGCCCAAGACAGAAGAUGCCUCACAGCCCCAUGGAGAUUACCAGGUGAUCUGGAUGCCGCAACAUGACUUUGCCUCCAUCACCCACAAAGCCAAGUGUGAAGCCCAGUGCGUGGGCAUAGCAAGAACAGGCAGGCGUUUUGGCCUUCGCGUCCAUGCUAUGCACUUUCAGCAGGUGUUUGCCAGCGUGAAACCGGAGGCGGUGUUUCUGGCCCCAGGUGCAAGAAUGGUCUUCCAUUGCGGCCCGUGGCCAUACGGCAGUGAUCGCCGUGGUUUGGCCAAGACUUUGAAAGCAGGAGGCUGGGAAUGCCGUCCACUCCAGCCGCUACACAGCGUACCAGGUGGACUGAUGUGGUCUGUGCAAGCUGUGACGGUGCCUCCGUCCAAUGUGCUCAACAUGCACCAUGGCCAGGUUGUGAUCACGCGGCAUGAUGCCAAAGAAGCCAUGUCAGGUCCUGAGACGCAAGCCAUUGGCCAAGCCAAGACCUUGAAGCUGUGCUCCGUACAAGACACAGCCAGCCCAGACCCGUGGCUAGUCAAUGACCCAUGGAAGCAAGCAGCCAACCAGAUGCCAGUGCCACCACCAGCUGGCCAGCCCGCAACUGCCUGUGCCUUGCAAGAACUUGAGCAAAGGAUUGAAUCGAAGGUCCUUGCCAAGUUACCGCCUGCAAUGGAGCGCAUGGAAGUCGACGACCAGGACCAACGCCUGCUUGUCUUGGAGCAGCAGAUGCACCAGCUCUCGAACCGCCAGGGGGCCCUUGAGGCCACGGUCACUGACCACCAUGCUCAGAACACAGCCCAGGUCCAGGGCUUACAGCAACAGAUGAUGAUGCAGCUGGACAUCCAGUCCAAGCAGAUGCAGAGCAUGCUGACGGAUCAGAUGACCAGGGCAAUUUUGCCCGUUGUGUUGUUCACAAUGCUGUGCCGCCUUGGGGAAGCACGUGUACCAGGACCUGACGAUGUUUCAUGGUGUCUUGGGGUAGGUAACCCUUCAGGGCUACAGGGAAAGUACCAUGUUUUGAACAAUGUCCAGGCCGACGUGAUGGCACUGUCCGAGACACACCUGACCAGCAGCUCUCGCCGGGGCUUUGCGAGUAGCCUGAAAGCAAUGAGAUCACGUUUCAAGCAUGUUUUGACCGGCGCCCCCAUGGCCCCAAGACGCAACACAUGUGAUGCUGGUGAAUGGGCGGGAGUUGCAUUCACCUCGACCUUCCCGUGCAGGUCAAUUGCCACGCCAUGGCCGCCAGAUGUUUAUGAAACAGGCAGAAUCCAGUUUGGAUCUUUCUAUACGCCAGCCUCAUGGAUUUCAGGGGCAGUUGUCUAUGGGUAUCCUGAAGGCCGAAACCACCCCAACGCCCAUGCUCAGACUGAAGCCUUGUUGGAUUUUGCGGUUUCCCACCUCCUGUCCUUCCCGGGUCCCAAGUUCCUUGGUGGUGACUGGAAUUUUCUGCUUCAGGACUUGGCUGUUGUCCCUGUCUUACGGUUCCGAGGUGGCAAACACCAUCUUGAAAGUUUUGUGUGGCCCUGCCCGAAAGCCAUCCCAUGGCAUGAAGCUCCUGCCCUAGACCAGCCUUUUGACUUUGCGUCCCCGGUGGAUCCCACCUCUCAGUAUGCAGCCUUGUGGCAUACCAAGGAGCAAUCUGCUGCAGUCUCAGUUGCCAGUUGGGUCCCUGCUAUGAGAGGGCGAGGUCAACAGGUUGAGCCCAAGAGGAAAGUUGGUGCCCCAGCACCUAUCAAGCAAGGAAGAAAUACUGACAUUCAGCCUGGAUUUUUCGGGUUCUCCGCUGUCCAUGCUAAGCAGUUCCGUCAAUUGCGUCGACUUCAGAACUACUGUCGUUGGGUUGAUGCCUUUGAGCGAACAGGCAGUGGUGAUGGCCUCCAUGGAAUUGGACUUUGGAGGUCCAUCCUGCGGGCACCUGGAUUUGUGCCGACCUUCAGUCGUUGGUGGUUGUGUCGUCAGUAUGUCAGCCCGUUGGAUCCUGUGGACUUACCCUCUUUUGCGCCGUCUUCUGCUGUGGCUCAUCAAGUCUUUGAGGCUGUGUUGGCUGAGGUCCGGUCCUUUGAAAGAAACCUGCAGGCUGCGCAAGCAGCACACAGAUCGUCCCAGCAUGAACGUGACCGCCUGUUGAUCUUCCGGGAAGUUGCACGAACACCAGCUGCUCCUGUUGAGUCCCUUGUGAAGUCAGUGAAAAGUGUUGUUUCCGGCCUUGACGUCGAUGAGUGUGCUGUGGUUUUGACUCAGCCUGUUGAGUUGUCAGCAGAUGCCCCUGUCUGGAUAGGAGGAAAAGGUGCGGAAGUCAUCCACGCCGAGGCGGACAAGAUCUGGGUGUCGGACCUUGAAGGCAUCCAGCCUGAGGACGACAUUGUUCAGUCCCAAUCCAUUGGCCACUUGCGUGACUUGUUUGAUGCCUUCCAUGACCAAUGGAAACUUCGAUGGUGUCGGCAUGAUGGUUUGGCCUUUUCCCACUGGGAUCAGUUGAUUGGAUUUGUUCAGCAAGUCCUGAUGCCUCGCCCCAUCCCUGACUUGAAGCUUGAUGUGGACUUGUUACGUGCAGAAGCACAUCGCAAGAAAAAGCGUUCAGCCACUGGCCUGGACGGUGUGAGCAGAGCCGAUUUGCUUGGCGCUGAUCCGGCCACCUUGCUCUCCUUGCAGCGGUCCUUUGAACGAGCCCAGUACGAUGGGACGUGGCCAACUCAGCUGCUGGCUGGGAAAGUGGUUUCCUUAGCCAAGUCUGACACUGCGGCAGGGGUCGGCGAUUUUCGCCCCAUUACCAUCUUUGGGCUUCCCUAUCGACUGUGGUCCAGUCUUCAGGCCCGGCACCUCCUGGCACAUGCUGAAAGUUGGGCUGACGAUGGGGUCUUUGGCAAUAGAAAGGGCAGACAAGCUGCAGACCUGUGGCACCACUUGUUGACCCAGAUCGAGAAUGCAUACAGUGCUCACUCUGCUCUGAGCGGCAUCUCGGCCGACAUUGAGAAGUGUUUUAACUGCAUUCCUCGUUACCCAGCCCUGUGCCUUGCCAUCCUCAUCGGCACCCCAAACGCUGUGACCACAGCAUGGGCGGGCGCCCUGGCCAACAUGCGUCGACACCUCAAAGUCAGAGAAUCGUUUUCCGAGGGGUUCCUAACCUCCACCGGGCUUGCUGAAGGUUGUGGCUUGAGUGUUUAUGGUAUGCUGCUUGUCGACCACUUGUUUGCGUGCUGGAUGCGUGUUCAGGCCCCUGCCAUCCGUACGUUGUCUUACGUUGAUGACUGGCAAACCUAUGCUUGGGACCCCACUUACGCUGUCAGACAGUUGCAGUUGGUUGAACAGUUUGCUGGCAUGCUGGAUCUCACAAUUGACCGUCGCAAGACUUUUGGUUGGUCAACUGAUCCUGAUGUGCGGGCAGUCCUGCGGUCUCAAGGUAUCCAGGUUUUACACCAUGCCAGGGAACUUGGCGGUCACAUGGGUGUGUCAAGGCAGUACACCAACCGCACACUCAAAGACAGGUUCCAUGCCCUUGAGGACUUCUGGUCUAAGCUGAAAGCCAGCAGAGCCAAAUACCAUGCCAAAGUGUUCAUGCUUCGUGCGGUGGCCUGGCCACGUGGCCUUCAUGCAGUUGCCAGUGCACCAGUGGGAGACGCUGCUUGGACUGACCUGCGCCGACGUGCCACUGGUGCCUUGUCCUAUCACCGUCCUGGCGUCAAUGGAUUUCUUCUCCUGGGUUUGGUUGAAGCCUUUGUCGAUCCCCAGUUCCUUGGCCUUUUGUGGACUUGCCGUGAGGCUAGGAGUCGGUGCCUCCCUGAAUUCUGGUCUACUUGUGUGGCCCCAUUUGCCUUGGGUCAAUUGGACUUGCCACCCAACUCUCUGGCGGCCAUUCUGGUUUCUCGUUUGCAACAGGUUGGCAUGUCUGUCUUGCCGUCAGGGCUUGUGUCGGAUCAGUUUGGUACCUUCUGCCUUCAUUCUGCAAACUCAUCCGAAGUUGAUUUCCGUCUUCAGCGUGCUUGGUGUCGGCUUGUUGCCACGAAGGUUGCCCAUAGAAUGGACUUCGCCGGCCUUGCUGAGGUUGACCUCACUGCUUCACGGAAAGCACUGGCUUGCUUGGCAGCAGAUGACCAGGCCCUGCUCCGCUUCAGCAUGGCCGGGGGCCUGUUUACCGAAAGGUACAAAGCCAAGUGGACUGAACAGUCCGACUGCUGUGUUUGGUGUGGAGCUUCAGACACUCUUCGUCAUCGGUACUGGGAAUGCCCCCACCAUAUGGACUUGCGCUCCUCCCUUGCCCCUGAUGCUACCCGGCUGUUGGACUUGUUGCCUCCUGCCUUGGCUCUCCGCGGUUGGACUUUGCUGCCCUCCACCUGGCAUGCAUGGAUGUGUACCCUUGCUGCGCUGCCAUCUGAAAUGCCCUCCCCAGCGUGUCAGCUCCGGCCUGGAGUGUGGAAUGAUGUCUUUACAGAUGGCUCAUGUUUCUGGCAACAUCGCCCUGCUGUUCGCCUUGCCGCCUGGUCUGCCGUGUUGGCGCGUCCUCUGACCCCUGACUGGCAGCCGUCUGCUGCUUCCGUGCUUGGUGCCUCCGUUGUUUCUGGAUUUUGUCAAACUUCCUACCGAGCUGAACUUACUGCGUUGGCUUUUGUGUUGGACUGUGCUGCUCGUGCUGGUGCCCCGAUCCGUGUCUGGUCUGAUUGUCUGGGAGUGGUCAAUCGAUUCUGCUCGUUGGUUUGGGGAUCAGGUCGUAUCAACUACAACAGGCCGAACAGUGACUUGUGGCAGUGGAUAGCAGACUCCGUGGAGAAGCUUGGACGCGACAAGAUCAGGGUGGUGAAAGUCCCAGCACACCGGACGUUGCAGAGUGCUCGCACUCUGCACGAUGCUUGGGCCUUUUUCCACAACGCAGUUGCAGAUCGAGCAGCACGCCUGGCCAACCAGGCGCGCCCUGAGAAGUUUUGGAAACAGUGGGAACAACAUGCGAAAGAGGCUCAGGCGGUGGCUGAACUGGGCGUACAAGUGCGGGCAUUACAUGUUGCGGUAGGGCGCCACCACAUGGGCAUUGGCGCCAAGCGUGAGAACCCCGUGCCGGAGGUGAAACCAGUGCGGACCUUUGAACCCAAGUUUCAGUUUGGCCCUUGGACUGGAGAUGUCCCGCCUAAAGCGGCACGACUUUUUGGGUCCACACAUGUCAGCAGAGUUGCCAGGUGGUUGUGGGAGCGCCUCCAGCCAAGUGGGGGUGCAGUUGUCUGGAUUACUUUCAGCCAAUUGUACCUCGACUUUCAAUUGGCAUGGAAUCACCCAGGACCAGUCCGAGUUCAACAACAGUGGAUUGACACAGACUUGCGAAAGUAUGUUGCAGCAGAACGUUUUCCAUGUCGGCAGCGGGUCAAAUGGUUCAAACAACUGCUUAAAGCUGUCUGGAAGGAAAUCCGCAUGGAAGUCGCUCUGGCCCAGGCUCGACCGACCUCAGAGAUGGUCUUGGCAUAUUUGCCAGCUGCCUCGUUGCCAUGGCCGACACAGGCCAUCCAGAAGGUCGAUGCAUGGCUAGCAGCUCAUUUGCCUGGCCCAUGCACGAGAGACGCUGCUGCCUUGGCACACCUGCCAAUUGCUGUCACCAAAGGUGGCGCUUGGAAAGACCUGCGGUGA
Cladocopium goreaui is the source of this 9009-nucleotide messenger RNA. Lineage: Eukaryota; Dinophyceae; Suessiales; Symbiodiniaceae. The record is from the annotation of a GenBank genome assembly.